Talaromyces rugulosus is the source of this 273-nucleotide messenger RNA. RefSeq lists its product as uncharacterized. Lineage: Eukaryota; Fungi; Ascomycota; Eurotiomycetes; Eurotiales; Trichocomaceae. Gene Ontology annotation, molecular function: G-protein beta-subunit binding. Gene Ontology annotation, cellular component: heterotrimeric G-protein complex. The record is from RefSeq and is a predicted model, not a curated record. Gene Ontology annotation, biological process: G protein-coupled receptor signaling pathway. The coding region runs from base 1 to 273 and encodes 90 amino acids. The transcript has 3 exons.
AUGGCCGCGUACGAAAUCCGCUCCGGCGGCGACGUCAAGCAAAAGAAGCAGAGCAUGGCCGACCUGAAGUUACGCCGUCUGACGGAAUUGAACAGUCGCUUGAAGGAGGACUUGGAUCGUCCUCGUGUGAAGGUGUCCGAGGCUGCUCUAUCGCUUAUCAAUUACUGCAACAACACUCGUGACUUCAUGGUUCCCUCCGUUUGGGGUCAGGUCGACAAGAGAGAAGACCCAUAUGCACCUCAACAAUCCGGUGGCUGCUGUACUGUUAUGUAA